This is a messenger RNA of Pteronotus mesoamericanus, 981 nucleotides long. Its product is annotated as olfactory receptor 2A12-like. The transcript is spliced from 2 exons. NCBI's taxonomy places the organism in Eukaryota, Metazoa, Chordata, Mammalia, Chiroptera, Mormoopidae. Gene Ontology annotation, biological process: G protein-coupled receptor signaling pathway; detection of chemical stimulus involved in sensory perception of smell. Gene Ontology annotation, cellular component: plasma membrane. Gene Ontology annotation, molecular function: G protein-coupled receptor activity; olfactory receptor activity. The record is from RefSeq and is a predicted model, not a curated record.
AUGGCUCCAGCUCAAAAUAUGGGAAGCAAUCAGACAUAGAUCACAGAAGUUAUCCUCCUGGGCUUCCAGGUUGACCCAGAACUUGAAGUUUUCCUCUUUGGGUUCUUCCUGCUAUUCUGCUGUCUCACCCUGCUGUGCAGUGGGGUCAUCCUGGGGCUCAUCUGCCUGGACUCCCGACUGCACACCCCCAUGUACUUCUUCCUCUCAAACCUGACCAUCUUUGACAUGUCGUAUGCCUUAAGCACUGUUCCUAAGAUGCUGGCAAAUCUGGUGACACACAAGAAAACCAUCUUCUUUGCUCCAUGCAUCCUUCAGACUUUCCUGUAUUUGGCAUUUGCUGUAACAGAGUGUACAUGUUUGGUGGUGAUGUCCUCUGGUCGGUACGUGGCCAUCUGCCACCCCCUCCAGUACACUGUCAUCAUGAGCUGGAGGAUGGGCAUGGUCCUGGCCGCCACAUCCUGGGUGUUUAGCUUCCUCUAGGCUCUGGUCCACAUUAUGCUCAUCCUGAGGCUGUCCUUUUGCAGGCCACAGAAAAUCAACUACUUUUUCUGUCAGAUUACGUCAAUGUUCAAACUGGCCUGUGCUGACACUAGGUUCAAUGAAGUUGUCCUCUUUGUGGGCUCUGUGUUUGUUUUAGUGGGGCCCCUGUGCAUGGUGCUGGUCUCCUACGCGCGCAUCGUCUCUGCCGUCCUGAGGAUCCAGUCAGGGCAGGGCCGCAGGAAGGCCUUCUCCACCUGCUCCUCCCACCUCUGCGUGGUCGGGCUCUUCUUUGGCUGUGCUGUCGUCAUGUACGUGGCCCCCAAAUCCCGCCACUUUCAAGAACACAGGAAGGUUCUCUCAUUGUUUUACAGCCUUUUCAACCCCAUGCUGAACCCGCUGAUCUACAGCCUGAGGAACACAGAGGUCAGGGGUGCCCUGCAGAGGUUUCUGGGGGAGAGGAGGUCCCUGGGAGGGAUGGUUGGGAGUAUUUUGAGUGUGUGA